Messenger RNA from Sclerotinia sclerotiorum 1980 UF-70, 5925 nucleotides. RefSeq lists its product as hypothetical. Gene Ontology annotation, biological process: amino acid activation for nonribosomal peptide biosynthetic process; secondary metabolite biosynthetic process. The transcript is spliced from 4 exons. Bases 1 to 5925 code for a protein of 1974 amino acids. Lineage: Eukaryota; Fungi; Ascomycota; Leotiomycetes; Helotiales; Sclerotiniaceae. Gene Ontology annotation, cellular component: cytoplasm. Gene Ontology annotation, molecular function: catalytic activity; phosphopantetheine binding. The record is from RefSeq and is a predicted model, not a curated record.
AUGAGUUCUGUACAUGUCGAAGAUGUCCAAAGUCAACACUCAACUGAAAAUGGGUUUGUUGAUUUGCUGUCAGGUCAGCCUGAUGGUGAGGGCUAUAGAUCUUUCAACGUGAACAGUCUUUCCUCUGAUCAUGCUGUAACGCCGACGGGCAUGAGAGAGGAAAUUUUGCUUUUAUCUUGGCUUAUCGUGCUGUUACGAACCCGAGAAGAAGGUAGCAAGAUAUCUUAUGAUUGGGCUUACAAAAGUAGAGACGAUAAUUUUGAGCUUGAACCCGUGAAAGGGCGUCUCUCGCUAGACGAAGUAACGACAGAAUUACAGAAUACUGUCGGACAAGCUACUUCGGAAAUUUCAUUUCAUAUCUCGAAAGUUGCAUCGAGUCAGGAUGCCGCCAUUUCCAAUUCUGUCUCGCUUCUCUUGAGCACCAGCUCUUUAUCACAAACGUCUGAAGAGGCGAAAGAUGAAGUGAGCAAACGAUCCAUGGUAUUCUCCACCUCGAAAUACGUUUUGUCAAUGACCUUCUGGAAAUCCGACCCGUAUGGUACACGGAGACCAUCAAUCGAUUCCUGGGAUGGUACUUUGACAUACGCUCAAAUCGAUCAAUAUUCCACUUUCGUAGCAUUCUCUUUGAGAGAAAUGGGUGUCAAGUUACAUGAUGUCUUACCUGUCUGUUUUGAGAAAUCAAGAUGGACAAUAGUAGCCGUGCUUGCGGUGAUGAAAGUUGGGGCAACUUUGUUGAUGACUGACCCAACGCUUCCUCUUGCCCGCCUUCAAAAUAUGGCGGAACAAGUACCCCAAAAGGAGUCAUGCUUUCUCAUGAGACAUAUACAAGCAGCGCGAUUCCUCGAGCCAAAGCAGUUGGGCUAUACGGAAGACUCCAGAGUUCUUGAUUUUGCAGCUUACGCUUUCGAUGUAAGCAUUGACAGCAUGCUAUUGACUGUUGGAAAUGGUGGAUGCCUCUGUAUCCCCUCGGAUGAGGAUCGACUAAACGACAUAAAUGGAGUGAUGCGGAAAAUGCGAGUCAAUUAUGCAGGCUUAACCCCAUCAGUUGCUCGAAUUCUGGACUCCGAUGUCAUAAAAUCGCUUAGCGGUUUGGGACUUGGGGGAGAAGCGUCGUCAGUUAGAGAUGUUACCAAUUGGGGUCAGGACACCAGAAUCAUUAUAGGCUACGGCCCUUGCGAAUGUACCAUUGGAUGUACGAUAAAUAGCGACACUGCUACUGGUAGGAAUUAUAUCUCUAUUGGAGAAGGAAACGGAGCUGCUAUAUGGAUUACCAACCCCGACGACCAUGAACAGCUGAUGCCAGUUGGCGCUGUAGGUGAAUUGCUUGUCGAAGGGCCAAUUGUAGGACAAGGCUACUUGAACGACCCUGUAAAAACUGCAGCAUCUUUCAUCAAAGAUCCUUCGUGGCUGACUGCAGGUCACAAUGGAUAUCCUGGUCGUCAAGGACGGCUGUACAAGACUGGGGAUCUCGGAAAAUAUGAUCCUGACGGUUCUGGAGGUAUUUUGUUCGUUGGAAGGAAAGAUACACAAGUCAAAUUGCGUGGACAGCGUGUCGAACUUGGUGAGAUUGAAAGUCAGCUUAUGGCCAGGUUGCCUUCAGAAUUCAGCGUGAUUGCCGAGGUGAUUGUGCCCCAGGGGCUUGGAGGGCAACCUACGCUAGUUGCAUUUAUCGGGCUACAGCAAAAGAAGGGACAAGAGAAUACUGAUAUAACAUCAAUUCAGCUUCCUGAAGAGCUGAGUCAACAGCUGUCAAAAGCCAGCACAGAAUUGACCAAGGUUUUACCGCGAUACAUGGUACCAACCGCGUAUAUACCAGUCAACUACAUUCCCGUUUUGAUCUCAAGCAAGAUUGAUCGGAAACGACUUCGGCAAUUUGGUGCGACCGUGGACUUGAGGGAAGUGAAUGAAGAAACAGCCCGUAACAACAACAAUUCUCGGGAGUUGGCCGACCUCGAGAAACGUUUGCGACAGGCUUGGGGUCAGAUAUUGAAGCUCGAUGCAGAAUCCAUUCGACUCGACGACAAUUUCUUUGCAUUAGGCGGAGACUCUUUGGCGGCAAUGAAACUCGUAACCGUUUGUAGAGAUGAAGGCCUCGAACUCAGUGUCAUCAAUACUUUUAAUCAUCCCACGCUCUCAGCGAUGGCUGAAGUCGUACACAUUUACAACUCACAAUCAGAGACGGAGACACCUGCAUUCUCAAUGAUUUCUCAACCCGCCGAAAGUGCUUGUCUCGAAGCAUCACAGAUUUGUGGAACAAACCAGGCAGCCAUCGAGAACAUCUAUCCUUGUACACCUACGCAGGAGUCGUUGUUCACAUUUGCGCUCAAGUCAACCGAGGUAUACGUUGCUCAGAGAGUCACAUGUAUUCCAUCACAUAUCGACCUCGAUGUCUGGAAGAGAGCAUGGGAGAAUGUCGUUGCGGCAAUUCCUAUUCUUCGGACUCGGGUAGCUCAACUUCAAGAGCCUGGCCUUCAGCAAGUUAUCCUCAAAGAAGGCAUCUCCUGGAGAAAUUCAGAUAAUCUGGAGCAAUAUCUCGAAAGUGAUCGCAAAGAGAGAAUGGAUCUGGGAAACAGCUUAGCUCGAUAUGCUAUUGUCAAUCAGCCAGACGACGAGAACAGAUACAUGGUCUGGACUAUUCAUCACGUAGUUUACGAUGGAUGGUCAGAACCGUUAUUGUUGAAAGCUGUUAGCAAUAUUUUGCAAGGUCAAAAGGUCGGGAUGCAGGCAUACAUGAGUGACUUCGUCAAAUAUGUGCGUGAUAUUGAUGAAGUCGCCAUGCAAGACUUUUGGCGACGUGAAUUGGAAGAUGCCGUUGGACCACAAUUUCCACGUUUACCUUCUAGAGACUACUUGCCAACUCCAGAUGCAAACCUUGAGAUCACCAUAACCCUCGAGAGGAGCACCAAGUCACCAUUCACAAUGGCAACGUUGAUUCGUGGUGCAUGGGCACUCGUGGCUUCGCAAUACACAGGAAGCGACGAUGUGGUAUUUGGCGAGACUCUCGCAGGUCGAGAUAUCUCGUUGAAGGGCGUCGAAAGUAUUGUUGGUCCAUUGAUUGCAACAGUACCUGUUCGCAUAAAUGUCAGCCGAUCAUGUUCUAUUGAGGCCUAUUUACAGAGUGUGCAACAAAGUAUGUUGGCACGCAUACCAUAUCAGCAUAUGGGGAUGCAGAAUAUUAGAAAAGUCAGCCAGGAUGCUCAGCAUGCUUGCGAAGCUGGAACAGGGUUGGUUAUCAAUUCGGAGCCAGAAUACGUGGGUAGUGAUCUUGGAUUUGAGUCGGGGGAUGUUGAACUUGAAUCACUUCAUUUCAACCCUUAUCCGCUAAUGUUGGCUUGUGGAAUACGUAAAAAUGGGUUCAGGAUCUGCGCAAAUUUUGAUAGCAGCCUGAUCGAGGUCUCGCAAAUGGAACGAAUGCUUGAGCAAUUGAGAAUGGCUUAUUCACAAUUAACCAAAGAUCUUUCUAGAAAGAUCGAGGAGGUAUCAUGUCUUCCCGAGGCGGAAUUAGACCAAAUCUGGCAACGGAACCAAACUCCUCCAUUGUCCCUAGAUAAGUCAUCCAAAAGGAUUCGAGCAGAUGCAAGCAUCAAACAAGGAUCAAUUUAUCCUCCAGCGGUAGUUUCCUGGGUAUGUGAUCCACGGAACCCAUCUCUACUGUCACCUAUUGGCUGUAUUGGUGAGCUCUGGCUUGAAGGGGCUUUCUUUUCAGAGGAGACCGUUGCAUCCCCAUCCUGGCUAGUUGCUGGAAGCUCUACAUACGGCGGUCGAACUGGCAUAGUGGAACCCACAGGCGAUAUGGUUCGACUGCUAGAAGACAAAAGCUUAGUAUUUGUUGGUCGAAAGGAGAAUGUUAUGCCGGUUCAGGGACAUGCGAUAGAUAUCACAGAACUCGAAACUCACUUGGCCAAAUACCUUCCACAAAAAGUGCGUGCCGCUGCGGCAGUAUAUCAAUCAUUACAAGAUGAUUCUCAACAAAGCUCAAAGCAAGAGCUGUUGGUCUUGGUAGAACAACAGCCUUCUGAUGAAAAUGUUGAGAUCUUGUCAUCAGAGCACGACAUAAUUUGCGAUGCCUCGAAUUUACAAAGUUUCAAGGCGGUCAUCUGUACCAAGAUCCCCUUGGAUCUUGCUCUAGCACUCAAAAAAUUCGACAAAUUCAUACAAGAUUCUCUUCCAUCAUACAUGAUGCCAUUUGCGUAUAUCGUAAUUGACAAAAUGCCUUCUGACAUGAAGGACGUUGAUCAUAAUUUACUAAAUCAGCUAGCCUCAAAAAUUCCCCGAACCGUACUCUCCGAGGUUCGUCAAGGAUUCAAAGAGGUCUGGUCAAACAACUCUACGAAACAGAAUCUGACGCCUUCGGAAAGCAUUCUCCAGGCUGCGUGGGCCAAUAUUCUUAGAAUCCCGUCAGAGAAAAUUGAUGUUGAUGACAACUUUUUCCGUCUUGGUGGCGACUCUGUCAUGGCGAUGAAACUGGUGUCAAGUCUUCGUAUGCAAGGCCAUGGCCUAACAGUGGCUGAUAUCUUUCAACACAUGCGUCUUGGUGAUGCUGCCAAAGUACUAAAAGUGGACCAAGUAUCCAUGAAUAAGGUUCAGCCUUACAAGCCAUUCUCGACACUGAACAGUUCAGACAUCAAGUCAUUCUUGUCCGAUGUUGUCCAGCCGAAGCUUGCAAACCAAAGUUGGACUAUUCGAGACGUAUCUCCGGUGACCGACUCUCAAGCUCUGGAUAUUAGAGGAACUAUCCAAUCACUACGCACCUCCAUACAAUACACUAUGCUGUACCUUGACGAAAGAAUCGAUCGACAACAACUAUUCCGUGCAUGCAAAGCGCUCGUCGAGACUCAUGAAAUCUUACGCACCGUUUUUAUUAAACACGAAUCAAACUUCUUUCAAGUGGUCAUUGAUGAGCUAGAUACUUCUGAUAUUACUACGCUAUGUGCUGACAAGGACAUUGAGCAAUAUGCUAAGGAACUCUGCACAACGGACAUUCAAUCGGGCUUUGAGCUUGGAUCCUCUUUCCUUAGAAUACUACAUGCCGAAGGCAGCAACGGUAAAGAAUGCCUCGUUCUAGGAUUGUCUCACGCCCUGUAUGAUGGUGUUUCCUUGCCCAUACUCCUCCGAGAUUUGGAAGUUCUCUACAAAGGAGAAAGGGUCGUCGAUUUUGAACCUUUCUCGUCAUACAUGACACGAAUUUGCAACAAGAAUACCCAAACUACCGCCAUUAAUUACUGGCGCAAUCUCCUCAAUGGUUCGUCUUUAUCCGUUUUGAAUGGAAGAUCAGCACAACGUACAGACAAAGCAAUCUUCCAGGCAAAAUCAGUCGAUGUCUCUCAACGUCCCGAAGAGAUUACCACGGCAAACUUGCUUACUGCAGCAUGGGCAUUAGUGCUAGCACGUCGCCUCCAGAAGCCAGAUGUGAUAUUCGGUAGCAUUACUUCAGGACGAAACAUUGACCUAGCUGGUGCGGAGAAUGUUGUCGGUCCAUGUUAUCAAUUCACACCAACUCGGGUCUCAUUCGAGCCCCAAUGGACAGCCAUGGAUCUCUUAAGAUUUGUCCAAAAGCAAAGUGCUGAAUCUGCUGCCUAUGAUUUCCUCGGCUUCGAUAAAAUCUCCAAGCAGUGCACUCAGUGGUCAUCUGACUCGGAGGCGCAAUUCUUCGACUCCAUUGUUCAUCAUCAGGACUGGGAUGAUUUCGACACCAUGCCUUUUGCAGGAGGGGAAUGCAAGGUGGAUAUUCUCAAUCCGCACGGAGAUGCGGCUACCCCUUUCAAGGCCGUCACGUUCGUUAAGGAAGGACAAAUGCAUGUUGGGGUGGUAGGAAGUGAAAGGGAUUCGGUCUUUGUGGAUACGGUUCUUGAUGAGUUGGCUGCUGCUAUUCAGGAAUUGGCGACUAAUCGGCCAGGAUUGUUGCUUGAUGGUCAAAGGUUUUAA